Acipenser ruthenus (sterlet) is the source of this 7729-nucleotide messenger RNA. RefSeq lists its product as uncharacterized. The coding region runs from base 240 to 5564 and encodes 1774 amino acids. The record is from RefSeq and is a predicted model, not a curated record. NCBI's taxonomy places the organism in Eukaryota, Metazoa, Chordata, Actinopteri, Acipenseriformes, Acipenseridae. The transcript has 9 exons.
CUAAAGAGCCGCUGAGCCAAUCGGUUCCCUGCCUGCGUCCGCGUGGCGGAGUAGUGAGGUUUGUGCCGGAAGCUGUGGAUGUAACGAUUCUCUGUGUGUUCCUGGGUUCAGCUACAGUGUAGUCAGGAUGGGGCGGAAAAUGUAGCGCGGAUUGGAGCAGAGCGAACCGUGCCGUGCUGAGCUGAGCGCGAGUAGCGCGGGUGAGAAGCAGUUUUGGAAGAGGGCUGCACCGUCAGGUCAUGAUGCUGUCGACGGUCACUGCCGAUCUGGAGAGCGCUCAGCGGUUAUCUUUAGGAUCCGAUUCCCCUGCCCUCUCCGACCUGCCCCAGGAUGUAUAUGCUGAGCUGCAGCACAGGGAAGCACCUCUAACCCCUGACAGACCUGCUGGGGCAGCUGGGGGUGUUGAAUCCAGCCUGCCAGAGCCCCAGGGCUGCUUCGAGGGGGCGUCGGCCAGUUCCCCUGCUUUGAAGUGCGAGGUGUCCCAAGACGAAACUGGUGAAAUGCACGCCGAGGUGAACUGCAAAGAACUGGGCUCUGUUGCAACUGGUGAAGGCGAUGGGGAAGGAGGAGUGAGAACAGACCGCAGGACUGAGCUGCCUUUGAGUCCCAUGCAAGGGGACGCCGUGAAUCCGGCACAGGCAAAUGAAAUCACAGUCGCAGAGUGCAGCGCUGCAGAAAAGGCACGGUCCAUUGACCUUGAAGCAGACAUUACAGACAUGGAUGUUGAUGCUGGACGUGCUGAAGGGUUGGAAGCGAGUGCAGCGGGGACCUGCGGGAGAGAACUGACCGAAUCAGAGAGCUCAUGUUCCCCAAUAAAGAAAUCUGAAGUGCCGGAAGCCAAAAACAAAACAGGCCUGGUCACGGCUGAUUCAAACGAUGCUGUAUCUGCAGCAGUUUGGGCCCUUGAAGUAGUUUCCAUGGAAACAAAGACUCAGAACUCCCCUUGCAUCGGUGAUGGAAAUGGGGAACCUAACACAAACAAUAAUAGUGCUGAUAAUCAUCCCUGUGGAGGGUCUGCACAUGAAGCUGGUGAACCUCUGCCCUGCGGUAACCUCUUAGAGAACAAGCUUUCACAAGCAGAGCUUAAAGAUGUGUCUGUUGCAAAGGUGGAGAGUCCAGGACAAAAUGUUGAAACUGCCCAGAGUACUGGGGUAGGACGGGAUCUAAUGGAUAACCACUGGGUGCACUCCAGGUUCGACGAACUCGCACCUUACAUCAGGCCGCACGAUGAAGAUGAGAUCUUGGGCGUCUGCGCUGAGAACGAAUUCGUGCUCGGAGUCGAUUGCAGCCGUUCGGAACAGAAGGACGCUGAGGAUUCUGUCUGUGGAGAAGGGGAAGAAAGGCUCCCAGCUGAACUCUCCUCCGAAAGUCAGUCGGAAGUGAUUUCGGAAGCAGAACCAGUGGCGGGUCUCCCGGGUGAGGGAUGCGAUGUUCCUGUCCUGACCCGUUCAGAAGUGCACCAGGCAGAGCGUGCCGUGCCUUGUGAGUGUGUGACUCGGAUCCAGGAGGGGGGCUCUGCAAAGGGCAGCACCCCGUGUUCCGCAGGGCUCGGCAGCCCGGCACAUGUGCACUGUGGCUCUGACCGCAAUUAUUGUUCACAAUGCAAUAGGAAUAUCGAGGUGCCUGCUGACUGUAAAAUCGCAAGCAGCGUCCCAGCGAAACACCUGAAUAAAAGUGGCUGCUGUCCCCUGGGUUACAAUGUGCCAGCUGGAGCUCCUUUGGUAACCACCAGGGGCCAGAGUGUGACGCCUCAGGCUUGUGAUGCACUGGAAACCGAGAGCCAGGGUGCAGCUCAGACUCCGGAAAGCGAUUUCUCUGUGCGGUUAUCGGGGGAGGAAGAUCCUGUGGAGCUGCUGCAAGGUGAAACGGACCUCUCCAGGCAGGCAGCUCAUGGCGAACAGGCCCUAACUGUUCAGAAGUGUGAAGUGCGAUUGGAAAACAAUGAAGCGACUUCGGUAGCAAAGCAAAAGACUAAAGACGUGCUGCACCCAGAAGAUAAGCUGGAGCAGAGGGCAUCCUCUGAAGCUGCCGCAGAUAUUGGGACAAUGGUUUCAGCAGACCGAACUGGAAGUACUGGCACGCUCGGGGAAAGAGACCCCGAUAGGGGGACGGAGUCUGGGGGAGACGGAGUGAAGCUUGGGGUUUCAGAGUGUCGGACGGAUCGCGGAUCCCAGUUAAACUCUGAAGGUGAAAAAGACACUCUAGGUACCCCUGCAUCUUCAAUAGGAAAUCCAUCGGCACUCGAAAACAGGUCAGCCACUGAUAUAACUCUGCACGGUGCAGGAGCAGCGGCUGUUGCUGAUGGUGCUGGAGUGAACGGCUUGUGUGGGACGUUGGAGCAGGAAAAGCCGAGCAGUCUGAUUGAUGUGGAAAGACCUUUAACAGAAUCUGAAAGUGGACAAGUUUCGGGAAGCGUUGAGAUCCCACUGCAACCCAGGGAAGGUUGCAAAACAGCUGCCGUUAGUGACGGCACUACAGAAAGCGUGUGUGGAGCUGCUGAGCUGGAGUCGGGAGGUCGGAGUACUUUGAAUGAUAAGGACAAAUCUGUAAAAGAAACCGAAGGCAUUGAGACAAGCUGGCAGCCCAGUGAGGAUUGCAGGCUGCCCUGUGAAGGUGAACUGGACUGCAUCGAAACAUCACAAAGCCAAGGUAGCUGUAAAGCAAUUCCGAACUGUCAUGCAGAAGAAUCCGAAAUCCACGAGGAUCCAGUGGACCCUGCCACUCCUUUACAAACCGGUUGUGAUGUUUCCGGAGACUGGGAAAGAUCUAGUGCAGAAAGUUCAGAACCACGUGAGAAUCGAUUGGACCCCCCUGGUCAUUUCAGAACUGGUUGUGAUGAUGAGGCCACACCUGAAAAACGGCAGCCUUGCAAAGGAGCAGAAGAAGAUGCUGAAAGACUGCGUGCCUCCGAUGAAGAAUUGGACUGCACCGAAGGGCGUUCAGACAGCCAAGGCAAAAACCUGACCUCAAUAGACAAGGUGGAAGCUUCAGCUGAGGGUGGGGCUGCAUUAAAAAACAGCCUGGUUAUUAAACAGCAACCUGCUGACCCGGAAACAGUCAGCUCUGAACUUGGUGGCAGGAGCGAGGAGAUUGCAGAGGUUCCAUUGGAAAGAAUGGAGCACCAGCCAGCUGUGUGCAACAAGAGCACCUCCCCCCUGCAUGCAGCAAGCAGUGUGGCAUGCAGCCAGAGCAACCAGGCUUUGCUUGUGGAGCUUGUGGAAGAAACGAGCCUCUCUGAAGGGGAGAGAACCACAGAGUGCACUUUGCAAGACCCCAGUGCUCCCCACACUUCUGAGUGCUGUAAUCAAAAACAUACAUCUCCAACUGAAAUUGACAACAGCUCAAAAACAAGCAGCUGUGACCCGCCUUGCACAAGCCACACACACAGUGUUCCCGUUGAGCCAGGAAAAGCACCCGUUGGGAAGUGCGCUGCGGUUGAAGGGGAGUUCGGAAAGCCGCCUAGAAAGAAGAGGGUAGUGGAGUUACGGAAACAGCCAGAAAGGAGUUGCAAGGCAGGGACCAAGGUGCCAGAGCUAUUGCAGGAUCUGAGAAGAAUGAGGGAUUCAAACGCUCAAGUGUUUAUCAGGACCCAGGUAGUGAACAUUGCAGAGCUAGGCCAUGGGACUAGUGAAACCAUGAACCACGCAGUUCAUAGCGGCGCAGUUCUGAAUGCAAACCUGCCCAAGGAGGAAAGGACUUUCCCUUCUCUAAGAAACGAGACGUCCAAGCCACACAAGCCUUGCCUUAAUGUGCUGCGCAGUGUAAAGUGUCAGAAAAAUAUCCAGGAACCCCUGCUGUUGAAGUUAUCGAACGUGGCCAGUAGCCUGGUGCCGGUUAGGAGUCCUCAAAAGUUCAGACCUUUUUAUAGGUCGUCCAAAGCCUUGCCGUACAGAUUAGAGAGGGGGCUGAAAGCCGGAGCAGCUGACGUCUCUGUGUGCAUGAAGACAAAAUUAAAACCUUACUGGUACAACAGUUUUUGUUGCAGGCUUCCCCAUUUAAAGGGCCACUCUUUGAAGAAUGUAACAUUUCAGUCUCUUGCACUUUCCUGCAAUGCAGACCUAUCCAAGGUUUCCUUGUACCGAACGGAUCGCUGGAAACCCUCGGUGACCUUUACUACCCCCGUCUUUCCAGUUUCUUUCCAUGUUAGAUUGGGGUCCAUGUCGUCUUUACCGUCUGGUGAUGAUGAUGAUGAUGAUGAUAAGAAGUCUUGUUCUUCAAAACUCAUGUUGCAUGAAGCAUCUAUCCAGCCUCCUUCAUCUUCCUCCUCCUCUCUCUCUUCAGCAUGGACUUGUUCCUCCUUCUCUCCAGAUGUUUCCGCAGGUUACCGCAGCGUUGUCCAGAACACCACGCUCACAGGCUUCAGUGGUGAAUUGCACCCCGUUGUGUUUACAUGCUCUGGGAGCAGCGAGCCCCGCUGCCGAAGCUGCUGUUUCAGUGAAUGCCAGGAGCUUGUGUGCCGGACGGCCUCCUCUUCCUCCUCUCCGUUCUCCAGGUUCGGGCUGCACACUGUUUUAGCCCUUUCCUCUCCGGCUUGUUAUCGGGUCUGGACUCGCCGGCGCUGCCUGGGCAGCAGGGUCCCUGCGGUCCAGAAGAGGUUCCUGUCCCAGUUUGAGGAGGGGCUGAAGGUGUCUUCCUCGACCCUGAAGGAGAACCUCUUUCCCUCGUUGCACUACUCUCUGGGAAGGAUCGUGGCAGCCUGGAGCAGUCGUGGGCCAGCGGCCUGCCUGCCUGACUUCACUACCUUCUCCUGCCUCGCCACGGAUCACAGCUAUGCAAGGCAGUUGCUGCAGUGCUUUGUAGCCAGCUCGUUUGCUGAAGACCGUGCAGCCGCAGGUGUUGCUAAUGAAAGUGACCUCAAUCAACCGGACUGCACUUUACAGAGAGAGCCAUGCCUGAUGCCGUUGUCGCCUGUGUCUGACCGACUGGUCUUUGCACUUCUCGACCAGACUGCUGCACAGAUCAGACCAAAGUCCCUCGUGGCCUGGUCCAGCCUGCCGGCAGCCUCCUGUAUGGAAUGUCGUGCGAGUGACUCCGCCCAGCGCUCCGCAGCACUGCCUGACAUCCUGGGUGUGAGCUAUCCAGAGAUGAAAGAGCAGAGUGUUCUUGAGAAGAGUCUGGUGAGCGAGCCGGGGCUGAGGACGAAGAGGGUUUCCCAAAUCCGCAUUCGGAAAACCGUCCCCAAACCGGACAACAAUCUAACCCCUAUGGGGCUACCGAAACCAAAGAGAUUAAAGAAGAAGGAAUUCAGCUUGGAGGAGAUCUACACCAACAAAAACUACAAGUCUCCGCCUUCCAACAGGAGCCUGGAAACCAUCUUCGAGGAGCCGAAGGAGAAGAACGGCGCGCUGGUGUGCAUCGGGCAGCAGAAGCGCAAGCGGGUCCUGGAGUUCCAGGACUUCACCGUGCCCCGCAAGCGACGCGCCAGGACCGGGGUGAAGCUGAAGAGCAGCCGCACGCGGGGCAGGAAGGCAGCGAAGCAGGGCUGUGCGGAGCUGGACGUGCUGCUCAUCGAGAAGCUGAGCGCGCUGGAGCACUUCUUCAACACCGAGCACAUCACCAUCUGAGCCCUGUGCGGAGCUGCGGCACAGAGAUCUGAGCCCUGUGCGGAGCUGCGCCACAGAGAUCUGAGCCCUGUGCGGAGCUGCGGCACAGAGAUCUGAGCCCUGUGCGGAGCUGCGCCGCAGAGAUAUCUGAGCCCUGUGCGGAGCUGCGGCACAGAGAUCCGAGCUGCUGUUUAAAAUCACUGGCUUCACUAAUCCCAUCUUGAUUCCUGCUUUUCUUCUUCUCUGCCUCCAGUGUCUCCACACUCCUGUAUGAGUGGCUCCAAUUCCUGGUGGGACUUCAGUAUUUAUUUCCAAACCUGCACUGCUUUCCAGUACAAGUGGAUAAACCGCGCUGUCCCCCUGCCUCUUGAGACAGCACGCUGUUUUGUUUUGGACCUAGGAUGAAACGAAACCAUGGUGGAGCAGUGGUAAGAGCAGCCACUGCUCUGUGUAACUGUGUGCUGAAUCGGGCACUUCCGCAGCGUGAAGUUAUAACUGCAGUAUUAUUUUUGACUCUCUUAUUAUUAAAACAGGGGAGGGAAAGACAUGCGCCUGCGUGCACUGGAUUUAUUAAAACACCUGUCGUGAACCGAGCACUUUUCCAAACUAAAAAGCAACAGCAAGGAUCGGGUUCUCAUUCUCCCAUCAAAAUGUUUUUUCUUUCUAUCGUACUUUGUUACUGUAACGUCUGUUCCAUUUGCACCUUCCAAACAAAAUAACGCGCUGCGAUAUUCAGUCUUGCCAAAGUAAUGGGAAACAGUGAUGUAAAUCUGAGUGUAGCUCUUUCUCAAAGUACCGUACACGUUGUUAGAUCACUUUUAAAGAAACACGACUUUUCUUCACAUUUCCUUUCACCUGUACGCUUAUCUACAGUAGGGUGUCGUCAGAACUACAGUAUUUUUAGAAGAGUCACUAUCAAAAAAUAAUUCUUGCUGUGUUUUAUAAUAAAGAAAAAUAAUUGCAUUUGUUAGCAUCGAAAUGUAAAAUGCAAAUGUAGCAACUAGCUUCCUUGGUAUUAUUUAUUCAUCCUUUUUUUUUUUUUUUUUCUAAUAUUUCUUGGGGAGAAAAAGACUGUAGCCUAACAUUACCUCAUGUAGUUAGUUUACAAAUAUUUAGAUCUCAUUAGCCAGUUCUAUCAGCCAAACGAUGGAUUCCGUUCAGUUGUCGAAUGUGAACAGUAAGGGGUUAAUGCACAAACACAAGCUGAUUUUUAAAAAAAUCUUUCUCUAAAACGCUAGUUCCUCUUCAGAAAAAUCUAAAUUGCCCCAAAUUUGUGUUUUUUAAAAAAGGGAAAUAUGAACAAAAAAAACCAUAGCCUGACGGUAAAAAAAUAAAUGAAACCGCAGCAGCUCCAUUCCAUGCUCUCAGAUAAAAACGCUGCUGUGUGACGUGUUUGACUUGGGUAGCGUUCUGACGCGUGUGCCACUGGAAAUGCAACAGAAAUGGGCUCCUGCACAGGGACGGACACGGAUCACCAGCACUUCUUAUGAGCAGUUCAGUGGAGAUUGUGGUCUCUCCGAUUUUAAAUUUAAGAGAGAACAACUUCUGAAGUUGAUGUGCUUUUACACAUUGAAAAUCUAGAUUAACAUGGAAUGAAGAAGGACUGUUGAUCAUGCGUUUUUAUAUGCUUUUCCUGUUUCACAUCCCCUAUUGGUUCAGGUCAUUUACUUUUAUUAAAUAAAACCAAAAAGAAAAAAGCCAAUUCCAUUCUCCCAAUAUUUUUUAUUUUAACUUUCCCCCCUCCAUAUCAAACAGAACUUUGCAUUUGCGGGAGUACUUGCCUCCAGUCCCCUGCGGAUUUCAUUUUUAGGUAGUGGAUUCAUUUGUUUGCUGUCCUGGUUUUUGAAGAAAUACGUUGGCUUGGCAAUUGAUGUACGUAUUAGCUGGUAAAUUUUAUAAAGCAUUGUCUAAGUGUGAAUGCAGCACACAGAAAAUAUCCAUGUAUGUUUUAUCAUACACUGUAUUACACUGGGGUUUGGUGAAUCGUCUCUCUCGCUCGCUCGGUGUGUGUGUGUGUGUGCGUGUGUAUAAUAUAUAUAUAUGAAGCUUCACAUUUCAUAAUCUUUUUUCUUUGUAUGAUCAGGAACAGCAUGCCUGUUACAAAAACACUACAGUUUACUAUUAAUCAUUGUGACCUUUUUUUUGUUUUGUUUUUAUUUAUAAAAUAAAGUGACAUUUGUUUUAAA